Molecule: messenger RNA, 5944 nt
Organism: Homo sapiens (human)
Lineage: Eukaryota; Metazoa; Chordata; Mammalia; Primates; Hominidae
Gene: ZFP82
Product: ZFP82 zinc finger protein
Exons: 5
Coding region: 232-1833 (533 amino acids)
Biological process (GO): regulation of DNA-templated transcription
Cellular component (GO): nucleus
Source: RefSeq, marked validated
AGGCCCCGGGGAUUGUGGCGUGACCCGGCAGCGGCUUCCUCCGUUCGGGCAUCGCUGUGCCUCGGGUUCGCGCCCCGAGUGAGCAGUCCUGGCCCGGAGCGUCGGUCCUGGUAAUCUGUAGGAAAAGCGCUGCGGCCCAGGGGGUAAAGAGAGAUCAGCCUCUGUGGACUCGGUGCUUCUCCUGGCAAGUAAACCCCAAGGAGGACUGACCAGUUCUUGAAUUUCUAUACCAUGGCCCUUCGAUCAGUGAUGUUCAGUGAUGUAUCCAUAGACUUCUCUCCAGAAGAGUGGGAAUACCUGGACUUGGAACAAAAGGACUUGUACAGAGAUGUCAUGUUGGAGAACUACAGCAACUUGGUCUCACUGGCAGGAUGCUUCAUUUCUAAACCAGAUGUGAUUUCCUCAUUGGAGCAAGGAAAAGAGCCUUGGAAAGUUGUGAGGAAAGGAAGAAGACAAUAUCCAGAUUUGGAGACCAAGUAUGAGACCAAGAAGUUAUCUUUAGAAAAUGACAUUUAUGAAAUAAAUUUAUCCCAGUGGAAGAUAAUGGAAAGAAUUGAAAACCAUGGCCUUAAGGGUCUCAUUUUAAAAAAUGAUUGGGAAUCCACAGGAAAAAUUGAAGGACAGGAGAGACCUCAAGAAGGAUACUUCAGUAGUGUGAAAAUGCCAUCUGAAAAGGUGUCCUCUUACCAGAAACGCACAUCUGUUACUCCACAUCAGAGACUUCAUUUUGUUGAUAAACCCUAUGAAUGUAAGGAAUGUGGGAAGGCGUUCAGAGUGCGCCAACAGCUUACUUUUCAUCACAGAAUUCAUACUGGUGAAAAACCGUAUGAAUGUAAGGAAUGUGGGAUGGCCUUCAGACAGACUGCACACCUUACUCGACAUCAGAGACUUCAUUCUGGUGAAAAACUCUAUGAAUGUAAGGAAUGUGGGGAAGCUUUCAUAUGUGGUGCAGAUCUUAGAGUACAUCAGAAAAUGCAUAUUGGUGAGAAGCCCUAUGAAUGUAAAGAAUGUGGGAAGGCUUUUAGGGUACGAGGACAACUUACUCUGCAUCAGAGGAUUCAUACUGGUGAGAAACCCUAUGUGUGUAAAGAGUGUGGAAAAGCCUUUAGACAGUACGCACACCUGACUCGGCAUCAGAAGCUUAAUAGUGCUGACAGGCUCUAUGAAUGCAAAGAAUGUGGGAAGGCCUUUUUGUGUGGCUCUGGUCUUAGAGUACAUCACAAACUUCAUACUGGUGAGAAACCCUAUGAAUGUAAGGAAUGCGGGAAGGCCUUUAGAGUGCGACAACAACUAACACUCCAUCAGAGAAUUCAUACUGGUGAGAAACCCUAUGAAUGUAAGGAAUGUGGAAAGACCUUUAGCCGUGGUUAUCAUCUUAUUCUCCAUCACAGAAUUCAUACUGGUGAAAAACCUUACGAAUGUAAGGAAUGCUGGAAAGCCUUUAGUCGCUACUCACAACUUAUUUCACAUCAGAGUAUUCAUAUUGGUGUUAAGCCCUAUGACUGUAAGGAAUGCGGGAAGGCCUUCAGACUACUUUCACAACUCACACAGCAUCAGAGUAUUCAUAUUGGUGAGAAACCUUAUAAAUGUAAGGAAUGUGGCAAGGCCUUUAGAUUGCGCCAAAAACUUACUCUACAUCAGAGCAUUCAUACUGGCGAAAAACCCUUUGAGUGUAAGGAAUGUAGGAAGGCCUUUAGACUUAAUUCAUCCCUUAUUCAACAUCUGAGAAUUCAUUCUGGUGAGAAACCCUAUGAAUGUAAGGAAUGUAAGAAGGCCUUUAGGCAACAUUCACACCUUACUCAUCAUCUGAAAAUUCAUAAUGUAAAAAUCUAAGAAAGUCUUUUCAACUUCUGUGUUAUAGAACAUUCUAUGAAUGUAGUAAUUAAUCUAUUUUGCUCCAUACAUGCAACUGCGUUGGCAUUAGAGGUUUUAUACCAUUAAAAGAGUGUGACAAUGUAUUGUAGUCCAUCAUCACUCAAACCUGAAACUUCAGCAUAUUUGUUCUAAAAACUAAUCCUGUUAUAAGAAUGAAAAAGACAUUUACCGUCAUCCCUAUCCCAUCACUUUGUGUCAUACUGGACAAGACGCUUAACUGCUCUGUGCUAUAAUUUUUUAAUUUAUGACAUGGUCAUAUAAGAGUGCAGCAGUUUGACACACUUUCAAUCAAGAGGUGGAAUCUACAUCCCUCUGUUGUAUACAGGAAUCUACAUCCCUCUGUGACUGCUUCGCCCAGUAGAAUAUGGUAGACGUACUGCUGUGCUGGUUUCUUGACUCAGACUUUACUGGUAGGGUUACUUCAUCUCAUGAAAUGACAGAACUGUCUUGUUACAAAGUCUGGCUACUUUGCUGAAGAGACCACAUGAAGAGGCCCUGAAACUACGUAGAGAGGGAGAGGCACCUGCUGAACCCUGUCUUCUUGACAUCCACCAAGAUACCAGACAUUUGAGUGAAAUUUUGGAUCCACCAGACCAGCCACCAGCUAAAUGCCAGUGAGCGACUUGGUAACCUGAACUGAUGCCAUGUAGAAUGGAAGAAUUGACCAGCUGAGCCCCUGGCCCAAAUUUCUGACCCACAAAAACAUGAGAUAUAAUAAAAUGGUUGUUGUUUUAAGCCACUAAACUUUCUUUUAUUAUCAUACUAAAUAUUUAUUUUUACAUAAUUCAUACUAAAGGCUGUGGGCAUAAUGAGUAUAGAAAUGCCUUCCACCAACAUUUAAUCUUCAUUGAACUUGAGAUAUCUUAUUCUCGUUAAAAUAUUGAAAGUAAGGAAUUCCUUUCCAGUUUGUUCAUUAAAAAACAGAUACCCUAGACCAGGUGAGGUGGCCCAUGCCUGUAAAUCCAGCACUUUGGGAGGCCAAGUAAGGACGAUUGCUUGAGGCCAGAAGUUCGAGACCAGCCUGGGCAACAUGGUGAGACCCUGUCUCUACCAAAAAACUUUAAAAAUUAGCUGGGCAUAAUGGUGCAUGCCUGUAGUCCUAGCUACUCGAGGCUGAGGUGGGAGGAUCAUUUGAACCCAAGAGUUGAGGCUUCAGUGAGCUGUGAUUGUACCACUGCACUCCAGCUUGAGUGACUGCAAGACCCUGUCUCAAAAAAAAAAAAAAACUACAAUCAGUAUUCUCUGGCCCCAGUCAAUAUUAAAAAUUGACAAAGGAUAACAUGAAACUUUGGAAAUUAAAAGUCACCUGUAUUAUGAAGCCCCAUUAAUUUUUUAAACUACUUCAUUGUUUUUUAAAAAUGCUAAAUUGUCAAUUUAGCAUUUUGAGGCAAUCCCCUCAAAUUGGCUCCUGUGUCCUUUUAUCAUGACCACUCCAACCUUUGAGCUUUUUUUUUUCCUGAACCAAAUGCAUUGAUUAGUUAUGGAGCAUACUAGAGCAUUAUUAACAAAUAAAGGAAAAGAAUGGAAUAUUUACCUUGCCUAUCCUUUACAAACUAUAUUUCAAGACAACCAAAAGUUGGUGAAGGAAAGUUGUUGAUUAGAGAAUUCCAACUGGUUAAAAGGUCAAAGGAGGCCAGGCGCGGUGGCUCAAGCCUGUAAUCCCAGCACUUUGGGAGGCCGAGGCAGGUGGAUCGUGAGGUCAGGAGAUCAAGACCAUCCUGGCUAACACGGUGAAACCCCAUCUCUACUAAAAAUACAAAAAAUUCGCCGGGCGUGGUGGCAGGCGCCUGUAGUCCCAGCUACUCAGGAGGCUGAGGCAGGAGAAUGGCUUGAACCCGGGAGGCGGAGCUUGCAGUGAGCCGAGAUCGCGCCACUGCACUCCAGCCUGGGUGACAGACCGAGACUCUGUCUCAAACAAAAAACAAAAAACAAAACAAAACAAAGAUCAAAUGAAUGAUAGAAUUUGAAAACUACGCUCUUUAAUUUUACAAAAUCAUGGAUUUUCGUGGUGAUAGCAAUGGAUGCGAAGACCAUUAGGUGAAAAAUGGAUAGGAAGCUUAUAAUGCAUGGAGCAGAAUGACAGGACACUAAUCUAUAUUAACAUCUCUAAAUGAGAUCAGCCAGAUGAACUUGAUGUGAUGAAAUGGAUACACACAGUGGACACCUGUGAAGUUUUCUUGGCUCCCCCAAAACUGAGAAGUACAAGUUAGUCUCCAAACCUAAUUACCAGUUUACAGGAAACAUGGGGAAUAAAAGAACAAAUUAACAACACAAAGAAGCAAACAACCAAAUGCACAAUUUGGGAAAUUCUGCAGAAGUAAUGGCCUAGUUUUUUAACCAAUACAUGUCAAAAAAAAAAAAAAAAAAGACAAAAAUGGAAUCCUACACUUUAAAGGAGACUAAGAAACGUAUCCUUCAAAUACAGUGUAUGGAGCAUUUUAGGAUCCUUGUGUUAAAAUGCGCUUGGGAUUUGUUUUAAUCAAUCAUGGUGAGACAGGCAGACAUGGAAAUUAUUGUCAUGAAGGAAGAAGUUUAUACGCAGAUCCCACAAACGGGAGGCAUGGCAUGGCAUGCAGGGUCACGUAAAGAAGCACCUGGGUGUAUCAGGAGGCAGAGGGUGAGAGCACAGCAUGGCCCAGAGCUUUUAUUGGGGGUUUUCAUGGGAAGGAAUGGACAAGGCAGGGGUAGGCACACUGGUAAGCUUAGGAUUGAAUAGUUUGAGUAAUUUUGUUGGUCUCUGGGAUCUAGGGGGGAUUCGUAAUUGUCUAGUUAGGGCAGGGGAAUAUUGAAUUGGUGUAUGAGAGUUUGGUAAAGGAGAUAGUUGGGAGUAUGGGCUCUGGAUUGGUUGGUUUGUAUAUGAAAGGCAUGCUUGCAGUGGAGUUUAUCAUCUAUGCAUUAGCUUGCCCUGGGAGGGGCAGCCUAUCCAGGAUCAAGGCCCCAAGUGGCCAGAGCAUCAGGAAUACAGAAAAUAAAGAAAACAUAGUCAAUACAAGAUUUGAAGGAAUAAAAUGUCUCUACAUAUUGUACAAAUGUAAACAUGGAUUGGUUACUAAAUGAUACGAAAUAAUUUAUUGUUCAUAUGUUAGGCAUGACUAUGGCAUUAUGGGUAUAUGUGUAUGAGUCCUUAAGUGUUAGAGAUUCAUACUGAGGUAUUUAAGGCUGAAAUGUUAUGCCUGUGAUUUACUUUUAAAUACUUAAAAACAAAAGGUGGGAGGGAUAGAUGAAACAAGAUUAGCAAAAUGUUGGUAAAUGUUUAAUCUGGAUCAUUAGGUACACAGGGUUCAUUGUGCCGUUCUUACUAUCUUUACAUAUAUUUUAAAUUUUCCAUAAUAAAGUUUUUUAAAGUAGAAAAUCAAGUUUGGGCCAGGCGUGGUGGCUCAUGCCUGUAAUCGCAGUACUUUGGGAGGCCAAGGUGGGUGGAUCAUUUGAGGCCAGGAGAUCAAGACCAUCCUGGCCAACAUGGUGAAACUCUGUCUCUACUAAAAAUACAAAAAUUAGCUGGACAUGGUGGCACGCCUGUAGUCCCAGCUACUCGGGAGGCUGAGGCAGGAAAAUCGCUUGAACCCAGGAGGCGGAGGUUGCAGUGAGCUGAGAUCACACCACUGCACUCCAGCCUGGCAAUAGAGUGAGACUCCAUCUCAAAAAAAAAAAAAAAGAAAGAAAAUCAAGUCUGAAAUUGUAGACUAUUUAGUGAUGAAUGAUCACAUGUUGCCUACAGAUAACUUGGGGGAAAUCACCAACCAAAGCUCUACUUGGUAGAAAAUUUAAAGCAAUGCAUUUAGAACAUCUGGAUUGAGAAAUAAGUAUUUGUGUUGUUCACCAUUCUGUUCACACACCUACAGUGCCUGUCACAUAACAGGCAAUUUAUGGGAAAAAAUAAGGAUUAACUUAAGCUAGAAAUUUUUAAAAACUAAGGUGAAUAACAGCAAGUAGUUUAUAUGAUCAAAUAAAUUAAUGGAAUAGUUAAUAAAAUAACAGACUAAGGAUAUUCUCUUUGAAAAGAACAUUAAUAUAGAAUUGGCAGUUAUUGAGGGAAAAACAUGACUCACAGCUUUAUGUAUGGAAAAAG